Messenger RNA from Fusarium subglutinans, 1704 nucleotides. Its product is annotated as bacterial alpha-l-rhamnosidase domain protein. The transcript has 2 exons. NCBI's taxonomy places the organism in Eukaryota, Fungi, Ascomycota, Sordariomycetes, Hypocreales, Nectriaceae. The record is from RefSeq and is a predicted model, not a curated record. Gene Ontology annotation, biological process: carbohydrate metabolic process. The coding region runs from base 1 to 1704 and encodes 567 amino acids.
AUGUUAGCAGUAACUGAUGUUCGCUUUGAGCAUUAUCACGCUCCAAAUACCCUUGGGGUUCAAGAAUCCACGCCCCGAGUCUCAUGGAAGAUUGUACAACACGAUACUAACGGCACACAAAAUGGAUACGAGAUCGAGCUGACCAAGUACGGCCCUGGCCAAGAGGUCCAUGGUGUAUUGAAUGCAAGACAACAGUCCCGAGACAACAUCCUGAAUCCAUGGCCGUUCAGAGAGCCUCUUCAGUCUCGUGAACGUGAGUCAAUUCGUGUUCGAGUCUGGGACAAACAGGAGGAAAAGAGUCCCUGGAGUGAGCCUGCCCAUCUGGAAGUAGGGCUAUUGCAUCGGUCAGACUGGGCCUGCGAACGCAUCGCCGCCCCUUGGGCUUCAGAAACGUCAGAGGCUGGCCCCGAAGACCUAUUCCGCAGACAGUUUGUUCUUCGUGACUUACCUAUCAAAGCACGACUUUAUAUCACAGCCCAGGGAGUCUAUGAGGCCGAGAUCAAUGGACAACGCGUUGGCGACUAUUUCCUAGCCCCGGGGUGGACAUCCUAUGAUGGGCGACUUCAGUACCAGACUUAUGACGUUACUUCGCACCUGGUCAACGGUGGAAAUUGUAUCGGACUGGAGGUUACUUACGCUGAUGGGCAAAGGUGCAUAAUACAUAGCGACGGUUCGUGGAAGGUUACACGAGGUCCAACUCGCUUGGCGGAGAUAUAUGAUGGGGAGAAAUACGACAUGACAAUGGAGGUGCCAAAUUGGUCAUCGGUGAUGGAUCAAGAAAGGCUGAGACAAUGGAAAGAUGCACAAACUCUGACCUUCCCACCUGUAUCAACACAGCUCGUUGCAGGUUUUGCAGAACCAGUGCGUCGAAUCGAAGCGAUAUCUCCUAUCAAAGAGAUCACAACGCCAAGUGGGAAAAGAGUCCUUGACUUUGGUCAGAAUCUCGUUGGAUAUUUACGUCUAUCAGGCAUCAGUGGUUCCAGUGGACACAAGAUUACUCUUCAGCAUGCUGAAGUCAUGGAGAACGAAGAGCUUGGUAUUCGGCCCUUGAGAAUAUGCCAAGCGAAAGACGAAAUUAUCCUCAAAGAUUCACCGACAAAGUUAUGUUGGGAACCAAGAUUCACUUUCCAUGGAUUUCGGUACGCUCGGAUUGAUAAUUGGCCCGGUUCCUUUGAUACAUCCUGUAUCGAAGCUGUCGUGUGCCACACUGACAUGAAACCCGCUGGUCACUUCUCGUGCUCGGACCCGCUACUGAAUCAACUGUAUCGCAAUAUCGUGUGGGGUGUGAGAGGUAAUUUCCUUUCGGUGCCAACUGAUUGUCCUCAGAGAGAUGAACGACUGGGCUGGACUGGAGAUCUAUCUCUCUUUGGCCCUACAGCAUGUCUUAUUUAUGGCUGCUUUGGCAUAUUGAAGAAUUGGCUGAUAAAUCUUGCACAUGAUCAACAUGUUCUUGGUGGUGUUCCCCCAAUGGCCAGUCCGAACGCCACUCUCCCAGAUCCCAUCUGGUGUAGAAGAGUGCCAUGCGCCAUUUGGCAUGAUGUCACGAUCAUAGCACCCUGGAUCCUUUAUCAAGAGAGUGGGGAUGAGAGUAUCCUAGCUCAGCAGUAUGAUAGCAUGAUGAAGUGGAUGAAGGUGCUCCCUCGACAGACUUCGGGACUAUGGGAUCCAAAGCCCUUUCAACUCGGCGUGAGUUCCGAAGGAUAG